CUCCUCUCCGACACAAUCCUCCCACAGUAUACAGCCGAGAAUGCCUCGUCAGCCGAAAAGCAAGUCCAAGGCUAGCCGCAAUCUUCGGGUGAAAACUGGCUGUCUGAUCUGUAGACGCCGGAGGAAGAAGUGUGACGAAAACAAGCCAUCGUGUCAUGGCUGUCUUCGCAAUGGAUUCGGCUGUCAAUGGCCGCUAGAGACCGGAGAGGGGACAAGAUGGGUUCAAUGCCAACGGGCACAUACACAGACACAAACACCGCUACAACACCCCGAAUCGCCUUGUCAGGGUGCUUUGGACGAAGUUUCAAGGCCCUCGCCACCAGUGUCAUUGCCUACGGCUCGUGAGAAGACCAUCUCUCAUGCUAGCGUUCUACUCCCGAUUCAGCACGAUACUGUACCCACCACAGUAUCCCCAUCGCAGCUGGCUGAAAAUCCGCCAAGAUCGUAUACACCACCGAGGCAAAUUGAACCUAGCAUGGCCCCCACGCCCCGGAAUAUUGACGAAUCUCUCCCCUUGGAUAGAUCCCCUGGUCAAUUUUCUGAAAUUCCUGGCGACCGAUCAGCAAGUAUUGGGUUGUGUGCAUCGGAAUCGACAUCGGACCCAUGGACCCCGGGAUUUGACGCCGAUUCGUUCCAUAUAAUAAAUUACUACUUGCAAAAUACUGCCGUUGAUCUCGCAAAUGGGUCCACCCCAGAUAACCCUUUUCUCUACCAAAUGAUCCCCCUCGCAUUCUCCAGCGAGCUGAUGUUGUCCCUCAUUGUUGCCCAGGGCGUGGCCCAUGGUAAAGAAAAAGGAGAUACGACUGUUUCAUCCUCUUAUCAUUACCACUAUGUGAAAUCGCUCAACUCAUUGCAGAGGUAUAUCGGGCAGUAUGUUGCGGGGGACACUAACAAUCUGCUUGAGCUCACUGCCGGAGUGCUGGCAAUGUGUAUGAUUGAGGCGACCCGUGGUGACACCCAAGGCACUUGCUUCGAUCACGUCCUGGCCGCACGAUCUCUGAUCCACGAUCUCCUUUCUCGUCGUGACAUCCGGAUUCCUUCAUCUCUAAAAUAUUUUCUUCUCGAGUGCUACAUUUAUGUCGCAGCAUCGAGCUCGCUCCUUAGCAGCGGUAGACAUAAAUCCCAGGCCUGGAUAUCCAAGGAGGUCGCAGAGGCGGGACAGGAACUCAUAAAUAUCCGAUACAUCGGCAAUCUGAGCGGCUGCUGGCUUGCUCUGCUACUGCUCAUUCCACGAGUCGUCGAUUUCCGGCGUCAGUAUAUCACAUGCAUAGCAUCCAAGGGUGAGCCGAGCGUCGAUCUCAUGGUGAUGUUCGCCGAGCUGCACGCCGAGCUGGUUCAAUGGACCCCCGACCCGGCGGCAACGCCAGAUGUGGCCCUCGCAGGGAACAUCUAUCACCAAGCUGUUAUCGUAUUUCUUCUCAGUGCUGUGACGAAUGGGAAAAAUCGAUUUCUUUCGGGUCCUCUGGACAUGACGUUGGAGAAGCACAUAUCCCAGGGGCUGGAAUACCUGGCCAAGUUGCCGCUAUCUGCACGCUUAAAUACCAACCUCUGCUGGCCGAUCACGGUCCUUGGGUCCUGUUUAGACGAUCCUCACCAGCAAGACAUCAUUCGAAAUCGGCUCAUCUCGAAUCGAAAUCUGCUCGGCUUUCGAAAUAUAGCAUCGACGGCGUCCAUCUUGGAACACAUCUGGACGUGCUCGGAAGACGAAAGGGGGCCGUGGAAAACUCCUUGUGUUAUGGAUGCUAAUCAGUUAUGGAUCACAUUUGCUUGACACACAUGUCUUCAUUUCAGCUUGACGGUACGAGGAAUUCUUCAGCCAGGCAUAGUUCUGACGAGAGCGCCCUGUCAGAUAAGGGAUGUGCUGAAUGGUUGAAGUUGAUACCUUUGGGGGUGCGGUUGAGUGUAUGCUUUCGGACAGAACAGCGACCGCGGUAAACUCCCAAAACACCGGGCCAAUCAUUUGCGGAUAAUUGAGCGCGAUACGCGCCAGGAUCCACUCUUUGGGUCCACACGGUAUGGUGGUAUUAAUGUAGGCAAUUGCUAUUUGGACUGCACAAACUGCCUGUAUUGGACUAGCGCCGGCCCCACCCGCUCACACUAGGCGAUGAAUAGUAAGUAUAAUCACAUGAUCUAUUAUUUUCUUAGUAAUCUCGCUUAGUCCACCUACCUUGCCGGCCACCUC
Molecule: messenger RNA, 2182 nt
Organism: Aspergillus sclerotioniger CBS 115572
Lineage: Eukaryota; Fungi; Ascomycota; Eurotiomycetes; Eurotiales; Aspergillaceae
Exons: 3
Coding region: 41-1771 (576 amino acids)
Biological process (GO): positive regulation of transcription by RNA polymerase II
Cellular component (GO): nucleus
Molecular function (GO): DNA-binding transcription factor activity, RNA polymerase II-specific; zinc ion binding; transcription cis-regulatory region binding
Source: RefSeq, a predicted model, not a curated record